CGCCAGGGGGCAGGGAAAGGAACCGGAGAGACACGAGCACGCGGGACUCGGACACACACACACACCUAAGGGGGAAGAACAGAGAGAGAGAGAGAGAGAGAGAGACUAACACACACACACACACACACACGUCGCUGUAACUGAACAACCGGCGCGCGAGACCGCUUCACUCCGAACGUCUGACCCGGUCCUCGAUGUCACACACGCAGCCGCUCCUGUUACAGCACCAUGGAAACUCAGCUCCGUCCCGGCCCCUCCCCCCACGUAGACUCGGACACCCUGGACGACAUCCCGGAUGCAGGAAGCAGCGGGGCUCGUCAGGGCCGGGUCGCCAAACCCAAACCCGGCGUGAGCUGCAGACGCAAGCGCGAGUUCAUCUCUGACGAUCACAAAGACGCGUCGUACUGGGAAAAACGCCGCAAGAACAACGAAGCCGCCAAGCGCUCGCGGGAGAAGCGCAGGGUCAACGACAUGGUGCUGGAGAACCGGGUGAUGGCGCUCAAUGAGGAGAACCUUCGCUUGAAGACGGAGAUUCUGCAGCUGAAGCUCAGGUUCGGACUCAUCAGCGCCGCGUCCCACACGGAGAAAUUGUCACGUGUCAGCAGCGCCACUACAGAACAUCAAGUUUUCCUGAGCACUCACGCCCUGAUGAACUCGGACUCGUCAGAGGCGGAGAAAUUUACUCAGAGUGAAUGUCAGGUGUUGUUAUCCAACUGUUCCUCUCAAGGUUCUCUGUCCGAUUUCUCAGACAGAUCAUCUCCGGACUGUCUUGAGCCUCCGAAUUACAAGCUGAAGCCUGAAAGCAGCGACGUUCACGAGCAAGCACAUCAAAGCAACGUGCAAGAACAGCAACCUGCUUCUAACCAGAGGAGCGUGAUUCUGUACAGCAGCAGCUCAAAGGUCUCUCAGAACCAAGCAGAUCCAAAGCUUGUCGUUCCACUACGACCUUACGCUUUAGAGACGCUCUCAGAAGUGGCUCAGCAGCUUGCGAGCAGAUCACUGGACACAGAUGUUCACCACAACCUUCCAGACCAUCAUCUUCCGGACGAAGCUUAUCCCCAGAACAUCUGCCCAACUAAUCCACCAGCACUCACCCACAAGGACCACCUGAGACACGACAGGUUCCCCUGUAAGGACACGUCCUCGAGUGAUGGAGAUCCUCACAGCUCAGACAAGGAAGCGUCCACCGAUGACGAGUCUCUGUCGUCUUUGUCCUCAGAAACCAGUCGGAGAUCACACGCUGGUCAGAACAGAGGAGACGUUAAAGCAGCAGCGUUACCGCACAAGCUGAGGCUCAAACACCGAGCUGUGUGUAAGGAGGAGACGAGUCACGACGCUUCAGUCUCUUCAGGAUGUCGGCAGUCAGGAGACAACAUCUGUCAGUGUGCAGACGUACCUCCUGAACCUUCUCCAUGCAGGAGACUAAAGUUACGAGGAGGCGGGAACAAGAACCCUGACUGAGAUGGCUGCUAUGGUUCCACAGAGUCUCCGAUCAUCUCUGCAGCUCUUUGUGCUUUUUAAUAUUUUGUUAAACCUUUUUAGACGAUGCUGGGUUACAGCUCCACCUGCUGGAGGAGGUUCCUUCGGUUCCUCACGCUGUAGCUCAGACUCCAUGUGCUGUGAUGAUCUCAGAUCUUCAGAAACUGCUUGAAGGAAAGCUUAAGUGCACUACAGUCCACGUCACCUUCCAGCACUUGAUCUACUUCAGCACUCUCUCACCUUCGCCAAGAGCAUCAUGUAGGGAAGAAAGUCGAGGGCGCUAAACAGAAUUUCUGCGACCGGUUACAAAGGAUUUACGUCUAAAUGAAGAAGCGAGGAGUGACGUAGAGCAGAUCCUGCUGUCCCUCUUUUAACACUAAUGCAAUGUCUUACAUUCUCUCUCACACACACACACACACACGAGGGUGAGACUGGAGUUGCACUUACUUGCACUAUUUUCCGAUAACGUUAAGUAAAAACACUUUAUCAUAUUCACACGACAUCUCCAUCUGAAUGUACAGAAAUAAUCAGACGUGACUUUAGAACAAUCUUUCGGAUCCCCACGUUGAUGCUAACAGGUGAGCAGCGUCUUGUGGGUGAGAUAGAUUAGCACUACAUCGCUUCUGAAACUAGCAUCUGAAAGUGCGAUUAAAUAACACUAAUCAUGGUCAACCUUUGUGUGUGUGUGUGUGUAAGAGAUUGACAUGCCAUACUUGGCCUUGUUUUCAGACUGAAUUAGCAAGGUGAGCUAACUCUCCUAGCUGUGUACACUCAGCACACACACACACACACACACACACACACACGCACACUCCAGCGCCCCCUGCUGCCUCCUCCUGAGCGCUGCGUUUCCUCCUGACGUCUCUGUACAGCUUUACUGAGACACGAGGAGACGAGUCCAGCGCCGGUGCGAACCGGAGACCCGCUGCACGUCACGCUCCGUCCCCUCAGACUGAGGAAGCGUCCAAGUCCGGCGUGUGGAUUUAUUCACAGAGUCAGAUCUAAUUAGUGUGGGAUUGAAACCACAUUAAUCGAUCUCCUGUGCGCGGGAUUAGAGCUAGUGGGAGGAAAAAGGCUAAAGGUACCAUGUGACCCAGCACCAGGGGGCGGUGUCGCUCUGUCACAAAGUGACCGCCAGAAAAUCAACACAAAGUCCUAAAGCUACAGGACAUGAAUGUGUAUCGGGGUCAAUAUGGGCUCAAUAAACAAAUAAUAUUAAAAAAAGAGUUAGAAGGGGGGGGGGAUUUCUGAAUUUUGAGAAAAAAAGUGAUAAAUUUACGAGAAGAAAAUGAGCUAAAAUAAGAAGUAUUUCUUUGUUUCUAAUUCCAAGGGAUAAGUAGAGUUUGAUAAGAUCUUCCACUAAAACAAGUGACGUCGGUUUUGCAAAGUGUCUACUGUCCGCGGUUUCCUUCCUUCAUAGGAAAAAAAAAAAAGAUUUUUAACACAAAAAAAAAUUCUUGUAAAUUUUUGGUUUGUUUUUUGUUAGUUAAAACUGGAACAUUUUAAGAUUUUGUUUUAUACUGUGAAAUUCCCUGCCCCGCCCUUUCCAGGUUUAACCCCAUAUCAGCCCCAAUACUAACACGAGUCACAUGACGCCUUUUUAAACACAGAAUAAAUGAUUUUAUAAAUUCUGACCUGAAUAAAUAUUCAUAAGCACUUAAAGAUGUAAUUAAACAUAAACUGUUUUAAAGACAUUUCACACAAUUUCACUUUUAAAACGUUGAAGAAUCUCAAAGAAUAAAAACCUUUAGCUCGAUUUCCUGUUAAACCUCGAGGCACAAAAACAUGGAGUUUAAUGAGACAUGAGACACACACAAGUGUGUGUGUGUGUGUGAGAGUGAUACAACUAGACAGGUAAUUAUUCUAAAAUUCUUGUUCUUCUUCAGUUUCACUUUCUUAUGGUUAAUUCAGAUCCAAAGGUACCAAACCCGAGGUUCACGUCCUGCUCUGGGGUCAUGUGACACGUAACACACACAGAUAUCUGUAAAAUAUUCAUCAUCAUCAUCAUCAUCAUCGUUACAGAGUAAAACACUAAACCCUUCUCUUUACACUUAGUCUAAAUACUGCAGUUAAAUCUGUUUCUUUUAUUUUACUUUUGCUCUUGUCUCACUAUAAACAGUGUGUGUGUGUGUGUGUGUGUGUGUGUGUGUGUCUUCAGAUUGAUUAUUUAAGUCACAUGUUUAUAAACCUAAAUCCCAAAGUAAAGUCAUACUCCUGUUUAGUUCUGAUCAGUGACGUCAGUGCGCAUUAGACUCUAAACUCUGGUUCCGUCUCAGACUCGCGUCUGUCUCACGUCUGUCUCACGUCUAAUCGGUUUUAUAAACAGAGACGAGUCCUUAAAUCACAGACUGAUACAAAUGGAAUAAAAAAAUCUGAAGAAAAACUAUAAAGGUCAUCUUACCUGCAUACAAGAAUAUCAGAGGGUUGACACACACACAGAGGACACAACAUUAGAGAGACUGAGUCCUCUAUGCCCCCUCCUCCCCCCCAGUGAACCACACUGGUGACCUCUUGUGGACAGAGGGGGAAAGUGCAGCUAAUCCUGGCCUCUGAUUGGUCAGCGGGUGUUGAUUAAUUCUCUGUAACAGCAGCUCUAUAGGAAUGCCUUUCUGUUUCCAUAGUAACGGCUCAUUCACAGGUUGUGUACAGCGCAUGCGCCGCUGAUCAUGAACAGAUUAAUCGGUGUGUUAUUGUUGAUGUUUUGGAAGAUCAGUGUAAGGAGUCUCCAGUGCGAGCGCUGUGUAACAGUAAAGCUGGAGCCGUGAUCUUUGUCAUUUCAGUCACAUGAUGCACCAAGCUGUGUGUGUAGCUUUACUGACUUUAGAGACAGAGGAAAGAGUGUGUGUAGCUGCUAUAACGCAAGUGACAACAGGAACUCGAGGAUUUGAACGACAUCACAUGACAUUAAACGUAACUAUGGAGUUAAAGAGAUGGAGUCGCGUGAUGCGUGAACACUUGGGGAUGUGAAGGAAAAUAAUCCUCGUCAAUCUGCUUCUGUGAUUAGUUUCUCAUGUGUGUGUGUGUGUGUGUGUGUGAUCUGUUUAAACGCAGAGCUUGAGCCGUGUAACUGUUCCAGUGUGUGAUGUUUAUGUAAAGUUUAGUGACUGAAGUGAAUCCGGCGCCGAGGACUUUAACCCCGAGGUGAUGUGAGAGACAGGAGAAGAGACACACACACACUCUUAAGACAUGUGGGCAUCCAGCGCAUCUAUUGAUUUUACUCCUGAUUUUACACUACCUCAUCAAGCUCACACACGUGUGUGUGUGUGUGUGUGCAUGAGACGUGUGUUUAACGUGUGUUGCGUCCACUACAUGUGCAGCUUUGAGCUUAAUGACAUCAGUGACGUGAAGUUAAACCUCAGAGCCCGGAGCGACACCAGCAAGCAUCACACACACACACACACACACACGCACACACACACCCUCCUCACUGGUGCAAAGUUUCUUAUAUGAUCUAUUUGGAUUUUUUUACAUUGUUGUAACUUUUUAUAUUUAAAUUGUUCUAUAUUUCUCACAUAUGCUGCAGUCUCGUGUUUCGCUGCCAUGUGUUAAAAAGGACAAAA
Clarias gariepinus (North African catfish) is the source of this 5039-nucleotide messenger RNA. RefSeq names its product nuclear factor, interleukin 3 regulated, member 5 (gene nfil3-5). The transcript is spliced from 2 exons. Gene Ontology annotation, cellular component: nucleus. The record is from RefSeq and is a predicted model, not a curated record. Lineage: Eukaryota; Metazoa; Chordata; Actinopteri; Siluriformes; Clariidae. Gene Ontology annotation, molecular function: DNA-binding transcription factor activity; DNA binding. Gene Ontology annotation, biological process: circadian rhythm; regulation of DNA-templated transcription. The coding region runs from base 229 to 1461 and encodes 410 amino acids.